This is a messenger RNA of Phalaenopsis equestris, 5092 nucleotides long. RefSeq lists its product as uncharacterized. The transcript has 13 exons. Gene Ontology annotation, molecular function: acyltransferase activity, transferring groups other than amino-acyl groups; transcription corepressor activity. The record is from RefSeq and is a predicted model, not a curated record. Gene Ontology annotation, biological process: negative regulation of DNA-templated transcription. NCBI's taxonomy places the organism in Eukaryota, Viridiplantae, Streptophyta, Magnoliopsida, Asparagales, Orchidaceae.
UCUCUCAUUACCCGGCGUUCAACAGUCCACGGAUUGUUAACUGUGCUCUCUCUCCGUCUCUCCCAUUCUUGUUGGCCGAUGCUGCACAGCCGAGGAGCGUGACAGGAUUGACUCGGCCAGGCAAAUUUCAAAAAAGACCUAACCCUCCUCUUAAAACCCAAACGGGGACUCCCGAAAUCCCUUCCCUCGCUUAUGCAGAGAUCCCCUCUCGCGUCUUCCUCGCGCGACAAUUUUUCUCUUCUCAUUCCGGAGUGUGCUAUAUCUUAUGCUCAAUCCAUUCCGAUUGCCUUGCUCUUCCACGAAGGUUUGUUGCACUGUUACUAAUCUCGCAGCGGUGAUAUGGAGCCUUGAUUAGGGCGCUGCGUUACUUUACUUGUUUGUGGAUUCUGGCGAUUUGCAAUGGGGAGGGAUGGGGAGUACUCCGAGGGGGCUAAGGUUUAUGAGUCGAAGAAAGAGAAGAAGCGGCGACUAUUGAUGAACAACGACUCUGAGUCGGAGGAUAUCGUGAUCACUCCGCGAGUGGAGAUCUUUCAGGCUGGGAAUGGUGUGACUAGUGGGAGGCGGAACACAGUGCCAGAGAAGGGCGGUAGUAGACAGAAGGGUUUGAUGAGAGGAGAUGUGGUGAAGAGGAAGUUGGGUGGUGAGGGAAGUACAGGAAAUUUUGUGGAGGCGAGGUCUGAUGGGAGUGUGAAGAUUAUUGUUGCUCAGCCUGUCGGUGAGGAUCUAAGAUUGGAUUCUGUGGAUUCUGUGAAUUCUGCGGGAAAGCAAAUAGAUACAGCUGAGGGGAUCGGCAAGAGCUUGGAACCACUGAAGCUUAGUAAUAACAUUACGGACAGUGCCAAGGAAAAGGUCUUGGAGUCAAAGUACUACAGGAAGAGGAGUGCGGGGACAGGUGAUGAUGAAUUUAGCAGGAAGAGAACAAAAACAGAAAAUAUGGACUCAGUUGACAACCAAACUGAGAAGUCCGCAGAAGACAAUAAAAUUACGGGCAGCAGCAAGGGUGGUAUUCAGGUUUCCAAUCUGUCUGUCCCUGGAGCCAAACAUACGGAAGAGGACUGCUCAAGUGAGGGAAAGUUACAGCAGAGUUCAAGAACUGAGGCAGAUGCUGUUAGGCGGCCAGGACGACCUUGUAAGAGAGAAUCCCGAAAUGUGAAGGAUGCCAGAUCAUCUGAUGUUGCCAUAAAAAAGGUGGUGAGUGAUGGUGAAAGUUCACGGCACAGCUAUAUUAGGAGGCAGGGUAAAAGCGGUGUUUUAAGUGUUUUAAAAGGCAGUGAAAAGUUCGUUGGCUCUGAAAAUGCUAAUGCUGAGUUUAAGGGGCAAAAAAUUGCAAUGAGAUUGAGAUCUUCAGGCAGUAACAGAUUCAUUGAAUCAAACCAUCAGCGACAGGGAGAAGUUCACAAGAAAUCAAUCUCCAAUGUCAAGCCGCUUAAGGGCGCAGGAAAAGUUUCUUCAGAAAAUACAAGCAAAUCAAAUGAUUCUAAUGUAAAUCAGGAAAAUAUAUCUCAAAAUAAAGGAUCAAAGAAUGCGGAUUUGUUUCAUGGCAAUAAAUCUGGCCUGGUGGCCAUUAAUAAGAAAAAUGACAAUGUGUCAGAUGAAAGUCGUAGUGCAGUUAAAAAUAAACUCCGGGAACAGAUAAAAAGCAUUCUUUUUGGUGCUGGCUGGACAAUUGAGUUUAGGCCUAGGAGGGGUAGAAACUAUGAAGACUCCGUCUAUGUUUCACCUCGCGGUACAGGUUAUUGGUCAAUCACCAAAGCUUAUGCCGUAUACUUAAGUCAAAGUAAAAGCGCCCCUGAUAACAAGGAAGAUUCUGAAAAAGAAACUAAAGCUCCUGCUGGAAAUGAUGGUGACUCCAAAGAAAGAAAUUCUACAUUUGCUGUUAUACCCCCAGAGGUCUUACACAUGCUUAAAAGGAAUGUGGUUAAUAAAAGAAGGCGUAAAAUGGAAAUGGAAGAUAUUAAACAUAAGGUUGGAGGCGGCAAGAGAAAAAAAAAGGCCAAGGAAAACACCAAAUUAAAAUACUCUAAAGAUAAAAGAAAUAGGGAUGUUGUAGGAGGAAUGAGAUCCAUAAAGAGGAAAGUAACAGUAAGAAAUAGCAAAAGAAGGGGUUGUGCUCUUUUGGUUCGGGGCCUUAACCAAGAUGAAGGAUCAGAAAAAGGUGAUCAUGCUCCAUAUGUUUGGAAAAGAACAAUUCUUUCAUGGAUGAUUGAUUUGGGAGUAGUACCGGCCUAUGGAAAAGUGAAGUACAUGAACAAGAGGAUGGCAAAGCCAUUGCUGGAUGGACGGAUUACAAGAGAUGGGAUUCAGUGCAGCUGCUGUAGUAAAAUUUUUACUGUAUCAAAGUUUGAGAUUCAUGCUGGCAGUAAGCUGCAUAGGCCAUAUGAGAAUAUAUGUAUGGAGGUAUCUGGUAUAUCUCUUUUGCAGUGCCAAAUAAAUGCGUGGGAAAAGCAGGAGGAGUCCACAAGUUGCAUAUUUUAUGAUGUAGACACUGAAGGGGAUGAUCCAAAUGAUGAUACAUGCGGCAUCUGUGGAGACGGUGGUAAUCUGAUCUGCUGUGAUAGCUGUCCUUCAACUUUCCAUCUGUCCUGUUUAGGCAUAGAGAUGCUCCCCACCGGAGAUUGGCACUGUGCCAAUUGUUCUUGCAAAUUUUGUGGUGCGGUGCAUGAUUCUGUAUCUCAAGUUGAGGAUGCAUCUAAUGUUUUAUUUACUUGCUCACAAUGUGCACGAAAAUGUAAGUGAUUGUGUUCCAGAGGACGACGCCCUAACGCUCUUUCUACUGCUCCCAAAAGCUCCGGCAAUGUGUUUUGUGGGCGAAAUUGUAGAAAGGUGUUCAGGAAGUUGCAGAAGCUUACUGGUGUCAGGAAUGAGUUGGAGGCAGGAUUUUACUGGAGCAUGGUUAGGCGGUUUGAAGACCCUUCCAAACCUCUAUCUAGAAUGGCUCAAGCAGUAGAAAGCAACUCUAAGAUUGCUGUUGCCUACGCUGUUAUGGAUGAGUGCUUUGUACCUAUAACUGAUCAGAGAAGUGGUAUUAAUCUGAUUCACAAUGUUGUGUAUAACUGCGGGUCAAAUUUCAAUCGUCUGAACUUCAGCAGCUUUAAUACUUUUAUUUUGGAGCGAGGUGAUGAAAUUGUUGCUGCUGCAUCUGUCAGGAUAUACGAUACGAGCUUAGCGGAAAUGCCUUUCAUUGGCACAAGAUCUAUCUAUAGACGUCAAGGGAUGUGUCGAAGACUUCUUCAUGGAAUUGAAUCUGCGCUACGUACCCUUUGUAUUAAAAAAUUGAUUAUUCCUGCGAUAUCCGAGCUAACUGACACGUGGACUACUGUUUUCGGAUUUGAGCCACUUGGGGUUUCUCAAAGCCAAGAAUUAAAGUCUGUAAACAUUUUGGUUUUCCCUGGCACUGGUUUGCUUCAAAAGUCUUUGCUAAAUGACUCAACAAAGAAGCAUUCAAUUCUCGAGUCCGAAAACAAAUCUGAAACCCAGAUCUCUUUUGAGGCAGGCAUGAACUGUUCACCUGAAGAGCCCAUGGAUAGCAAAGCAUCAAAAUGCAAUACAGAACCCAUAGAACCCAACGUACCUGUUUUAGAUCACUCUAAUUCUAAUUUCAUAGCAGAAGAAUCUGGUUGUCAUGCUCAGUUUUGCAGAUCUUCUGAUAGUGCCGCAAAUGCUGAAUCUAAUAACCUAAACGCAGAUUCCUGUGAAAACCCUUUAGAAAAAGAUACAUCUCUAAGAAAUUUUUCAAGUGAGUCAGUUCCAUGUAAUGAAGAACCUAAGAAAGAGCCUGAACCUGUGAUGAUUGCUCUACCUUGCUUUCCACACCCUGUUUCUGAGUUUCUACAUGGAACUUCUGGAACUGAGUCGACUGUUCCAGAUGUAUUUGAAAACUGUAAUUCUGAUAAAGAUCGGAUGAAGCUCGAAGAUAAACCUCCUAGCAAUGGAAUACCACAUGAUCCUAAUCCCAAAAAAUGUGAAUUUAUUGAAGCUGAUGAAGAUAGGACACAUAAAUCUAAUGAAGUGAAAGUUAGGCCUGAUACCAAUGGACUAAAUUCGAAUGUAAAUCAAGAUAGCAUUGACACAUCGAUUGAUGUUGUGAGACAUUCAAAUGUUUCUUCUGAGGAGGACAUUCAUAUAUCUUCCUCAGUUUGUGAAAAUGGAUCAGGGGCUAAUCCUAAACCUUACAGUGUAGCUCCCAGUGAGAGAUCUUCUCAGGGAAAGUCUCAGUUUCUUCAGCCAGCAGUUAGUGAUUCUGCCAAAGGCCUUGUUGGCACCAAUUCUACAACUGAUGAUUUGUUGAGCAAACCAGAAGCAUCAAAUCCAGAAAAAAAUUUAGGUUAAUCAAGCAUCCAAGAUGGUGAAGUAUCUCUAGAUGUCUUGAAUUUUGUAGAGGCUCGUUAAAGUUGUUUUAAAUAGUGAUAGAUAGAUAUGUAUAUUCUCAAUUGGUGGAGCUUCGAGGCAUCGAGCAGGCUUUUAUGGAACUUGAGCUGAAUGCAUCAAUCGCACGAAGCAUUGCCUGUGUGGGAAGCGGGCAACGACGAGCGGCUUGGGGGAGCAACGAGGCAGUGGGCAAGAGGCGGGCAGGUUGCUGGCGGUAGCAAAAGAAUCGGGGCUAACGGCUGGCUGCGAGCUCCUGAAGGCGUAGGCAUCAUUGCUGUCGUCGAGCGGCCAUCGGCAGGCAACAGGCGGCAUGCUGCGGGUGACGGAGCCUCGCACAGGCGAAUAUGAAAUCUAAAGUCCAAAACCAAAAUCUUCGAAUUCAAAGCCGUGCGAAGCUUCAACUUCAAGCCCUAAUUGUGGCUCUCCGCACUCCAAUCAUAACUCACAACAGGUCUACUUGGGGCAUCUCGGCUCUCGCCAGUCGCCUCGCUGCCAUCAAUCUGUGAUGUUGGUGAUCUUGACACGGAGUAAAGGAAACAACAUUUUAGUAUUGUCUAGCCCCAAGAACUAAAAUUUUUGUUUUUCUUCCUUGAGCACUUGAUCAAGAGCCAAGGUAUUUACUUAUUUAUAUUUUGCUGCAUUAACUCAUGCCUAAAACUGAUGAUGAAUUUGUUGCAUUUUUUCUUUGUAAAUGGUUUAGCUUAUUGCACUUUGCCUUACAUUA